AUGCACUUCUCUCACGCCAUCCUCCCAUUCCUUUCCCUGUUCUCCUCUCGGGCUUUCGCCGCUUCUCCGUCCUCCGCUCAAGCUGGGUCAGCCGACAUCCUGUAUUGGCCGGUAGCCUCGUCUCAACCCUCGGUACUCGCCCGCAUCUCGUACGAUCCUGCAUCUUUAACGUCAGAUGUGGUAGCCUACUCUCCACCAAGGAUUGCGGAUCUUGAAGGCCGCCGUGAUUUAGAAGCGGAUGCCCAAGAUCUCGCCCGCGUGGGUCUCUUCACCUCCACGCCAACCAACCCAAAACAAUGGGUAGGCUCUCUUACGUCGCUCUCUUUGCUUGCAGAGAGUGAGGCUCAAAAGCCAACUCUGCGGCUUCAUCUUGGACCCUCGGGCGAGGUCUACCACGUUUCAUUGGCGGCGUCUUCAUCGUCUGCGGCAACAUCCAGCUCAGCGGGCUUGAACAUAGAACUCCUAUCCAGCGAAGACGGUCCGCGUCCGCAUCUCAAUCGGCCUGUUGUGGUCGGCCCAGAUGGGAAGAGUCCAGAAGAGGUCGUUGAGAAGACCUUUUUCCAGAAGUAA
Molecule: messenger RNA, 570 nt
Organism: Aspergillus viridinutans
Lineage: Eukaryota; Fungi; Ascomycota; Eurotiomycetes; Eurotiales; Aspergillaceae
Exons: 1
Coding region: 1-570 (189 amino acids)
Source: RefSeq, a predicted model, not a curated record